Messenger RNA from Diversispora eburnea, 247 nucleotides. NCBI's taxonomy places the organism in Eukaryota, Fungi, Glomeromycota, Glomeromycetes, Diversisporales, Diversisporaceae. The record is from the annotation of a GenBank genome assembly.
AAUGUUACAGCUCAAGCGUUUGCAUGGAAAAUUUCAAAUAACAUAAAAAAAAUUGAAGAAGGAAAUUUUAUAUCUAAAACUGUAAAUUCUUAUACUAACACAGGAAUAUGCGAACAAACUGCUCCAAAAAUUGAAGCUCUACCAGAAAAAGAACAGAUUAUUUUUAUUUUCGAUAGACUUGGAAACAAACAGUUUAAGAUAUGUCUUAAAAUGAAAAAGGAAGAUUUAGAGAGACUCAACAACACAA